Messenger RNA from Alternaria viburni, 1386 nucleotides. RefSeq lists its product as uncharacterized. The transcript is spliced from 2 exons. The coding region runs from base 1 to 1386 and encodes 461 amino acids. NCBI's taxonomy places the organism in Eukaryota, Fungi, Ascomycota, Dothideomycetes, Pleosporales, Pleosporaceae. The record is from RefSeq and is a predicted model, not a curated record.
AUGCCAGUGGACGAGUGGACUCCUAGUAAAAUCACGUAUGACCCACCCGAGAAAGGUCGCUUGGGGUAUUCCGAUCCCGUAGAAUACCAUGACGUGACCGAACAGCAACAACCACACGUUCCCGCAAAGCGCGCCCGCCCUACGGAGCAAGAAUUCUCCGUAAGGAAGAAGCGAUUCUUCGACGAUAUACGACCUCUCCCAACCUCCCCGAACCAACACAAGUCCAAGAACAACUCCCGAAAAGCAUCCUCCAGCAAUUCGAAGUCGCGGUCAGCGUCUACCACCAAGCAGCGAGUGCACGUGGACCUUACCCAGGAUGUAGACAUGGAAAGCGUUGAUGGACGUGUACCAGAAAGCAUUGAUGGCGGUGUUCCAGAAAGCGUUGAUGGUGGUGUUGCAUUGAGCAAUGUAAGCGUUAAUGGAGGCGUUUCAAUCCCUCCCUCUGAAGCCGCUAUGGACAUCUCGUCUCCUGUAUCUUCGCGUGCGGCAAUGCAAUUCAGAGCCGAGCAUACUGAACUUCCGGAAACACCACUACAAUCGAGACAAGACAAGGGCAAAGGCAAGGCUACUGAGAUGGCGCCACCUCCACGGUUGCCCACGCCGGACUCCGAGGAAACACAUUCCCCACCUCAUCAACCUACGGAAAGUGAAGUCGGAAGGAUUGUCUACGCUUACCUUCGCGAACUUGGGCUGGAUUUAAUAAACCCGCAAAAGAGUUUGGCGAAAGCCUUUGAUGCUCUAAGGAAAGAAAUGGAUGAGCCUCUAGACCUCAAGAAGUGGUGCUUGCCGGCAAGAUUCGACAAAGAAGGGACAGAAGUUCCGUUCAGUGGCAAGCCAUUCUUCCAAGUCCCCUUGAAUAUUGUCAAUGAGCUUUCGGAUGCGAUUGCACAGGGAAAUUUCCUGGAUGGAGAGUGGGCGCCUUUAUGGGAUGCCUUCGAGGAAUUCUAUCCCGACAAGCUGCCCGGUGCCAGGAUGAGGGCAGAGAGGGAGGCUGCAAGUCAGAGUGCUUCUCAGCAGGUGCCACCACCAACGCAACCGAGGGCAAUGAGGGAUAGUGCGAAUCAUGGAGCGGGGCCUUCUCAGCAACCAACACCGUCAACGCGACCAAAGGCAAAGAAGCGUGCAAGAACUGCUCGACAGUCUCCUGAGCCGGAAGAACUUCCAUACGGCCCUUGGCUCACCCGUUGGGCUAUGAGUUUGGGCCCAGAAGACUUCACGUUCCCUGGAGAUUGCCCAUGGGCAUAUAAGAAAGUCGUUAAUCUGACCCACGAGGAACGGGUGGACAUUGCGAUGAAGUACCACAGCAAAGAGCUGACCGACAUUAUCGGGAGAAGGCAGUUCAACUGGUGCAAAGCAGCGCUUAGAUAUCAUGGCUUGAUUCGCUAG